CUAGCAUCCUUAUUGAAAUCGAGAUCAUGAAGAAAAAAAUAGGUUUAUGUAGUAAUUACAGGAAAAAGUAUUGGAAUAAGUAAAGGUUGAAGAGAAGAGGGAGGAAGCUUCCAAGUUUCAACACUGUUAAGUAGAGUCCAAGAAAGAAGAAAGUCAGAGAGAGUAGGCUUGAGAACUCAACUGAACUGAGGCGAAGCAGCCUCCAAAGUGGGGACCAAAUCCACGCGGCACACACGCCCAUUGUGUGACCUUUUCCACCACUCCCCACUUUCCCAUUUCUCUUUCUUUCUUUCUUUCUGCUCCAAACCAACUUCAAUUUUUAAAAAGAAAACUCUAUUUCUUCAUGCAUUUCCACCACAUUUGACUCGCUUUUUUACUUCCUUCAUUUCUAUCUGCUAUCUCUCUCCUUCCCUCUUAACCCUUUUUUUCUUCUCUGAGUUCGGUUCUUUCUUCUUCAUCCUUUCUCUCCAUCUGCAAAUGGCUCCUCUCGCUGUGAUUUCCUUGUCCCUUUGUUUUCUACUUCCACUUCUUUCCCCUGCCAUUUCAACCAACUCUGAAGGAAAUGCUCUGCAUGCUUUAAGGAGGAGGCUUUCUGACCCUACCAAUGUGUUGCAGAGUUGGGACCCUACGCUUGUCAAUCCCUGUACUUGGUUUCAUGUCACCUGUGAUUCCCACAAUCAUGUGAUUCGCUUGGACUUGGGGAACUCUAAUAUCUCUGGAACUUUGGGGCCUGAGCUAGCUCAACUCCAACAUCUCCAGUACUUGGAGCUGUACAAAAAUGACAUAAGUGGGGAAAUUCCAAAGGAGUUGGGGAAUCUGAAGAACCUUGUUGGCUUGGAUUUGUAUGGUAACCGGUUCGAAGGAGAAAUUCCCAAGUCUUUUUCCGGACUGAAGUCACUGAGAUUCCUUCGUCUGAACAACAAUAACUUGACAGGAUCCAUUCCAAGGGAGCUUACUGCCCUCUCUAACCUUAAAGUAUUCGAUGUUUCUAACAAUGAUCUCUGUGGGACUAUCCCGGUUGAUGGCCCUUUCGGGAUGUUCUCAAUGCCAAGCUAUGCAAACAACAUGCGCUUGAAUGGGCCAGAGCUGAAAGGACUUGUGCCGUAUAACUUUGGCUGCUGAAGAAACCAAUCUUUGUCGAACUCAUGAGCGCAAAAGCUGUGGUGACAUCCCCAUGCUGAUUUUAUGUAGGAGUAGAUAGUGAGAUGCUCUACUCUGUAUCUAUAUAAUCUAAAAAAUAACAUGAUGCUAGGUUUUAAGCCUUUUGAUUUUUUUACAUGUCAAGCAUGAAAUAUCUUUGUUAGAGUUGGUCAUGCUAUCAAUAUAUACAUAUAUUGAUAUCUUUACCUUGAAACUCAUGUCUUAUUGAAUGGACAUCGAAGUAGGGACUUAAGGCCUUAGGGAAGACUGUUCAAAGAGGGGCGAAACUGCAAAUUCUAUAAAGAUGGGUUGGGGUAUAUGUAGUAAAGAUAAAAGGGUUAAAAUUUAAAUUUAUCACCAUAAUGUUGCUA
Molecule: messenger RNA, 1511 nt
Organism: Gossypium arboreum
Lineage: Eukaryota; Viridiplantae; Streptophyta; Magnoliopsida; Malvales; Malvaceae
Product: leucine-rich repeat protein 2-like
Exons: 7
Coding region: 478-1122 (214 amino acids)
Molecular function (GO): protein binding
Source: RefSeq, a predicted model, not a curated record